Molecule: messenger RNA, 1665 nt
Organism: Durusdinium trenchii
Lineage: Eukaryota; Dinophyceae; Suessiales; Symbiodiniaceae
Source: the annotation of a GenBank genome assembly
AUGGCAACACGGUCUGACCUUGUUAGCCAAGAGCUUGGAAAGGAGCUCGGCGUCCUGCAGGACUCUAUGGGCCGCUUUCCAGAUGACAUAGCUUUGAAGACCAUCCAGGAGGCCUUCGGUUUUAAUGGGCCAGUGGCCGCGUCACGCAAUCUGGAGCUUGCCCACCCUGGUACCGACCAAGCACUCUUUGCUGCCCUGACGCCAGAGCCUGUCGCAGCUGCUUCACUGGCACAGGUGUACCGCGGCAAGCUUCUAGAUGGACGAGAGGUGGCGGUGAAAGUGCAGCGCCCAGGGCUAGCAGAGCAAGUUGGGCUGGAUUUCUACGUCUUGCGGCAGAUUCUGGCAAUGGUAAAUGCUCUGCUUGGUGUCACCCGCAGCUCGGAGAUAGCCCAGUCUGUGUUGGCAGAAGUUGCAGAUGGCCUGUUUGCCGAGUUGGACUUUACCAUGGAGGCACAGCACAUAGAAAAAUUCCGAGACCUUUAUGGACAUAGUUGCCCUGAUGUCGUGGUGCCAGAGGUAAUUUGGUCACGCACGAAGGUCAAGGUUCUGACUACCAGUUGGCUGCAGGGCCGCAAGCCGAGGGAGUUGACCGCCAAGGAGAAGCUCCGCUUGGUGAACUUAGCUGCGCCAUGCUUGUCGCUGCAGCUCAUGGAUGCUGGUUUCGUGCAUUGUGACCCGCAUGAGGGUAAUAUGAUGCUCCUGGAUGAUGGGCGGCUUGGGUUGAUCGACUUCGGGCUAGUUGCCCAAAUGACAGACAUCCACCAGGAAAGUAUGGCUUCAGCUAUUUUGAGCCUUUUGGCAGAAGACUAUCGUGCACUUGUGCCGUGCUUCAGAGGAAUGGGCAUUCUAAAUUCUGAUCGGGAUGAUGCGGAGUUAAUGCGACCGGGCGAAACCCAGCCUUUUGCGGAGGCCCUUGAAGAAGCCUUGACAGGAGGCGAUGGCAAGGACCGCAUUGUGCAGGAUAGCAUGGGUUUGGACCGGCGCCGGGCAUUUGGGCAGCUGUACGAAGAGUUAAGCAGCCUGGCUUUUCGCUACUACUUCACCCUUCCGUCAUACUACAUCCUUGUGAUGCGCUCGUUUGUGACGUUGGAAGGUAUUGCUUUUGCCGCAGAUCCAGACUUCAACAUGUACACUACGUCGUCACCAUAUGCGUUUCGCAGACUUCUGACCCCUCGCACGCAUGACGGAAAGCAGUUGUUGAAGCAGACCAUCUUGGAGGAAGCUCCUUCGGGACGGAGGUUGAGGCUGUUCUCGCUUCUGCGGGGUUCACUUAUCUCUGGCAAGAGGCGAUCAGAGUCCAAAGACAGUGCAUCCAUGGCCACGAGCACCAUCAUUGAUGUGCUUUUGACUGGGGAUGGCCGUGAGCUCCGCAAAAUUCUGGCCUCGCUGGACAGUAUCGUUUUGCUCGAGGAUCUCACCAGCGCAGCCUCAGCGACAUUGAGACGCAGAGCAGUAGAGGCCGUUUUAAGCCCCUUGCGGCGUCCAACGCCAACAAGGCGGCGCGCGCGACGUUUACUUCGGGGGUUGAUGCUGCAGCACUUGCGCCGUGCAGCGCGGAGAAGGCCAUUCUUGGUGGCAAAGUUGGGCCUGCAACUGGCACUUGGGACCUUCUUCUCUCGAUUUGUCCAAAAGCCUGAAGAGAUCAUGCCGGUUGAUAGUUUUUGA